AUGGUCUUCGACCGCGUCAUCCAGGAGGUAUGCGACUCUUCGCAGAUCGACUUCGAGGAGAGUGGCGUCGACCAGCAUACGCUCGAGGAGCUCAGGAAGGUUGACCUUCCAUCCGGAGAUGUCUUCGUCAAAACCGAAGGAGGCUUCUCUCCUCCACCGCCAGGCCCUCCAGGAGGCACAAGCCUAGCCCAGCAGCGAGCCGCAAAUGCGUUGCACCAAAAGUAUGGCACUGCCGCAGCCAACCAGGUUCAGCAUCUGCAGUCACACUCUCAAGCUGCCCUGUCCCUCCCAGGCGGGCAACCUCGAUUCCAACCUCCACCAAUGGGCAAUUCCAAGCCCCAGGACUUUAGGCCUGUUCAGCAACAGACCCAGGCACAGGGUCAGGCUCAGGCUCAAGGCCAAGGACAGGUUUCAAGAUUGCCACAGACCGGUAUUCAGAACUCUCAGACAGACGGCGCCGGCGACGACCUGUCAGACUGGAAAGCCGAAGUCCAACGACGGAGAGAAGCAGCUGCCAAAAACGGCCCAGAGAAUGACCGCCGUCUUCGGGAAUUCGUCGAGUCAAGGAACCUCCAGCUGGAGGGCGGUGGCCUCCUGGCUCCCUUGCACGAACGUUACCCCAAUGCCAAUGGCAAGAAACGCAAGAUUGUAAAAUUCAAUGAUCUAACGGCCCUGUCAAACCAGGCAGAGGCUACCUCUUCUACCAUCUCACCUGCAGCGCCCAGUGGCCCUCCACCACCUUCUCAGUUCGAUGGAACAGAUGACUAUGGCAUCAAAAAGGACGAAGAUGAAGACGCUAUUAACUCCGAUCUUGACGAUCCCGACGAUCUCGUCGACGAUGAACAGGGUGAAGAUGAUGCAGUCGGCCAGGUCAUGCUCUGUACAUACGACAAAGUCCAGCGAGUUAAAAGCAAGUGGAAGUGUGUGUUGAAAGAUGGCAUAUUAACCUCCGACGGCAGAGAGUGA
This is a messenger RNA of Arthroderma uncinatum, 966 nucleotides long. RefSeq lists its product as uncharacterized. The coding region runs from base 1 to 966 and encodes 321 amino acids. Gene Ontology annotation, cellular component: transcription factor TFIIA complex. Lineage: Eukaryota; Fungi; Ascomycota; Eurotiomycetes; Onygenales; Arthrodermataceae. The record is from RefSeq and is a predicted model, not a curated record. Gene Ontology annotation, biological process: transcription initiation at RNA polymerase II promoter; transcription by RNA polymerase II. The transcript is spliced from 2 exons.